AUGCCGAUGUUCCCGAAAAAUUUCGGACAAAGAAGGGCGUGGUUCCGUAUAGCUGUGGCAAUCCAAAGGGUCCAUCCAGUUCUGGACUACGAUUUUCAAAAAGUAAACAACCCGCCACAAGACAAAAUCCAGAUAACAUGGAUUGGACAUGCUACUGUGCUUGUUCAGAUAGAAGGGAUGAAUAUUCUAGCUGACCCAGUAUUCAGUGAGAAGUGUGGCCCAGCUGGUUUUGGCUUACAAUUAGGCUACACACGGUUUCGGUGCCCUGCGUGUCAAGUAGAAGAUCUACCGCCCAUACACGUUGUGCUCAUCAGUCAUAACCACCACGACCACUUAGAUUCACAGUCAGUCAGGGACAUUGCUAAACAUCACCCAGAUGCCAAGUGGUUGGUUGGUUCAGGCAAUGCAAAGUUUUGCAAGACGAGCGGAUGCAAACACGUGGAAGAAUUCAAGUGGUGGGAACCUAUAAAUGUUGGUGCCUUCACAUUUGUAUGUACUCCGACACAACAUUAUCGUGAUUGGAAGAGCACUAUAAUGAAAAAAGAUUUAGUUAGAGCUAAUGCGCUAUGGUGUGGAUGGGUUGUGAAAAGCCCAAAAUACAAGUAUUAUUUUGCCGGGGAUUCGGGCUACCAGGAUGAGUUAUUUAAGUUGAUUGGCCAAAAAUAUGGACCCUUUGAUCUUGCAUCAAUACCAAUAGGUGCUUUUUUUUGCGGAUAUAUCACCAAGUUUGUGAGCAUGAAUCCGGAGGAAGCUGUGAAAGUUCACAUGGACAUACAUAGUAGAGUCUCAAUUGGUAUAAACUGGGGAACAUUUGAACUGACAAACGAGGUAUACCUCACUGUCUGUUCCAUUGUUAUUUCCGGUGCUGACUUAUCAGUAUUUAGUUUAAACUUAUCCAACACCAUAUAUACAAUGAGACAUACGCAACUUUAUGGCACACAUUAA
Mya arenaria is the source of this 945-nucleotide messenger RNA. RefSeq names its product N-acyl-phosphatidylethanolamine-hydrolyzing phospholipase D-like. NCBI's taxonomy places the organism in Eukaryota, Metazoa, Mollusca, Bivalvia, Myida, Myidae. Gene Ontology annotation, cellular component: cytoplasm. The transcript is spliced from 5 exons. The record is from RefSeq and is a predicted model, not a curated record. Bases 1 to 945 code for a protein of 314 amino acids.